Nomascus leucogenys (northern white-cheeked gibbon) is the source of this 698-nucleotide messenger RNA. Its product is annotated as frataxin, mitochondrial. Gene Ontology annotation, molecular function: 2 iron, 2 sulfur cluster binding; iron chaperone activity; ferric iron binding. Gene Ontology annotation, cellular component: mitochondrion. The annotation marks the transcript as partial. The record is from RefSeq and is a predicted model, not a curated record. NCBI's taxonomy places the organism in Eukaryota, Metazoa, Chordata, Mammalia, Primates, Hylobatidae. Gene Ontology annotation, biological process: iron incorporation into metallo-sulfur cluster; intracellular iron ion homeostasis. The transcript is spliced from 3 exons.
CUCUCUAGAUGAGACCACCUAUGAAAGACUAGCAGAGGAAACGCUGGACUCUUUAGCAGAGUUUUUUGAAGACCUUGCAGACAAGCCAUACACGUUUGAGGACUAUGAUGUUUCCUUUGGGAGUGGCGUCUUAACUGUUAAACUGGGUGGAGAUCUAGGAACCUACGUGAUCAACAAGCAGACGCCAAACAAGCAAAUCUGGCUAUCUUCUCCAUCCAGUGGACCUAAGCGUUAUGACUGGACUGGGAAAAACUGGGUGUACUCCCACGACGGCGUGUCCCUCCAUGAGCUGCUGGCCACAGAGCUCACUAAAGCCUUAAAAACCAAACUGGACUUGUCUUCCUUGGCCUAUUCCGGAAAAGAUGCUUGAUGCCCAGCCCUGUUUUAAGGACAUUAAAAGCUAUCAGGCCAAGACCCCAGCUUCAUUAUGCAGCUGAGGUCUGUUUUUUUUGUUGCUGUUGUUUAUCUAUUUUCAUUCCUGCUUUUGAGGACAGUUGGGCUAUGUGUCACAGCUCUUUCUUGCCUCCUACCUUGCCCCCAAGUUCUGAUUUUUAAUUUCUGUGGAAGAUUUUUUGGAUUGUCUGAUUUCUUCCCUCACAUUAUAUCCCUUGUCUUUUAUAAUGUCUUAUGCCUAUACCUGAAUAUAACAGCCUUUAAAAAAGCAAAAUAAGAAGAAGGAAAAAUUCCAGGAGGAAAAA